Molecule: messenger RNA, 3729 nt
Organism: Cladocopium goreaui
Lineage: Eukaryota; Dinophyceae; Suessiales; Symbiodiniaceae
Source: the annotation of a GenBank genome assembly
GCCUAUGCUUGGAUGGAAGGUUCCACCAUGAAUUUACCAAAAGAUGCUAUCUAUGGUGUGGAUCUGGAACCAGAUGCACAUCUUUUCUUCUCGUGGGUUCUUAAUGAAGAGACCAAGAUCAAGUUUACACAUUUUGAAGUCCUACGUCGUGUUCUUCCGGAAGGUGAACAACCUGGUCCAUAUGAUGCAUGCAUGAUGUUGCCAGUGAGUCCACCAUUCCAUUCCCUGAUUCCAGAGGAUUUGCUGUAUGACGAACUUCUCAUACAUCUUUUUCAGCAGGGAAACGAGACACAACAAACAGAAAACGUAAGACAAGAGGAUACAGGAGCUCCAGCACCGGAAGCACCUUCAACAGAUCAGGAGCAGGCAGAGGCAAAAGCCAGCAAUGAGAAGGAACGCACAUCUACAGAAACACCACAGCAGGCAGAAGCAGCACCGCAUGCAGCUCCAUCACAGCAGCAAAGCAACAAAAAAGAAGAAGCUACCACAACAAAGCCACAGCUUGGUGGAACAGCUCCAGCACGAGAAGACGGGCCACAGCAGAAGCAAGCAACCUCAGCAGAUCAGGAGCAGGCAGAGGCAAAAGCCAGCAAUGAGAAGGAACGCACAUCUACAGAAACACCACAGCAGGCAGAAGCAGCACCGCAUGCAGCUCCAUCACAGCAGCAAAGCAACAAAGAAGAAGCUAUCACAACAAAGCCACAGCUUGGUGGAACAGCUCCACCACCAGAAGACGGAGCACAGCAGAAGCAAGCAACCUCAGCAGAUCAGGAGCAGGCAGAGGCAAAAGCCAGAAAUGAGAAGGAACGCACAUCUACAGAAACACCACAGCAAGCAAUUCAAGAGUUUUGCACACCUCUUGUGAAUCUCCCUCGGGGUUUUGUCAGUGACGAGGCAGACAAGGAGCUGGAUCGGCAGACGGAAAGAAGCAUCCGGUCGAAAACCAGCAUACUCGUCACUGACGCAGCUUCUCCUGAGCUACUCGCAUCGGGUUUGCUCUCAGGCCGCCGACCAUACGCAAGCAGCGGCGGGUGCGAGACGUAUUUGUCGUCCACCAAGGUCAUCCAACGUGAUGCACCCCACGCUAGCUGUCGGCUCUUGAAGCGCCCAUUUGCCGCAAGUCCGGACCUGUCAGGAAUCAUGCACGAGUACAUCAACGGCCCGGAGAGCUUUUGCCAGAGAGUGUUUCACUCUCCAUUGCUUACAGCUUGGUGGAAGGAGCUUGUCCCGGAAAGCUCCAGUCUUGCCUGUGCAAAGCACCGAUUCGCAUCAAUUGCUUUGCCCUUGGCCCGGGUCUCCGACAAUUUGUCGUCGAUGAUUUCACUAAGCCACAGGAUCGGCUUAGUCCGGGGAUCUGCCGGUGAGUGGGCAAGCAAGAUCUUAGCCCAUUUUUCCGGCAAAAAGGCAUUGUUAUUGGCCAUGGCUGCCGCAGCAGCAACUUCGUGUGACCUCACACGAAGCGUGGAUGAUGAAGCUAUGGACAUCAGCGAGUUUUGCACGCGGGUGCAGCACUUUGCUCACUCCGUCCAAGCCCUCUUUGUUUCCGAAAAAGUGCUGGAAAUCAUGUACGGUGGAGUGGCGCGAGAAAUUCGCAUAACGGAGGCAGACAAGAGGGACGUCUUGAAGAUCAUGAAGGAGUGGGUGGAAUCUUCCUUGACAGUUCUCGAGGCAGAGUUUCCUGCCUGGCAUUUGCUGAAUUGCUUUGAUGUUUUUCAACUUGCAUCCGGAAAUAGUGCAAGCAAGAAACGCGCCACAGAAUCAGACACUGCCUUGGCAAAGCUGGCCAAAGAAGUGGACGAAGCUGCUCUGAAGAGCCAGUAUUUGUCGGUCUUGCUGACGGCGCAGGCACUUCAACGGAAAGGUGGUUUGGACAACCGCUCCGCAUGGGCUGAAACUUUGAACCGGUUGCAAAAAACAUCUGCCCUUCGGACAAAAUACCCUGUGGAUGCAUUGAAGCAGGUUAUUGCUGCUUUUGUGGCAUGGACGGCAGCGAGUUCGGGAUGUGAGCAGAUGUUUAGUCAUCUGAAACGUUCUCCGGCCGAGCUUGCGAGCUCGCGCGGGGACACAGAUCGCCGCUUGGCUGUGAUCAUUGGCAGCGAUCCACAGUUUGACAACGAGAUCGUCGAACGGGCGCAAAAACUUUACGGCAAACUGCUUCGCUCAGGGCGGGCGCGGACAGCAAAGCGGCAACCUCGGAUUAAUUGUCGUCGGGAAGGAGCUGAGAAACCAGAGUCCAAGAGGUCCUGGAUCCGUGCCAGAAAGAAGGCCGUGGAUGCUGCGGCAGAGGAACACGCUCAAUUAUGCACACCGGAAAGUCGUCCUGCAGUGGAACUUCCGGAGAGCUUGGCCAAAGAGGUCGCGAAGCAAAAAGCUCAGGAGAAGAAAAGAAAAGCAGAAGCUUUCCUGGAAGGUUCUUUGCUAGCCAAAGAAGUGACAGCCGAUGUGCGAUUGGAGGCAGUGGGCAUUGAAAGACUUGCCCAGCUCAGUCUUUCUGUUGGAACCGUUUGCAGACCGGAUCUUUUGGAAAGACGGCUGCAAGCCUCUGGUGUUGACACUUUCGCUCAAGAUGUCAAAGCCGCCAAGCUCUUGAUUGGGCCCGAGAGUGUUGAGGCAGUGAGUCGCACUCAUCGGCUGCUUGCUUCUGUGUUUGGGUGCACGCUGCUCUCUGCAUCUGUUCUGCGUGGCACAGGAGGAUACAAGAUAGCUUUCCAAGCAGGUGUGGAAGAAAAGGCGCGGGUAUUUUGCACCAACUCUUUCAAAACUGAAGCGCCCGCCUUGACCUUGGUUGUCCGAGAGGCUUGCAGCCGCGGGCAAGGGUGGACUGCGACCAGCUUCGAAGAAGCUCGCAAGAAAGAUGGUUGGAAAUGGGGUUUAGUCUUGCGCGGCAAGACAGAAGAAAUUGCACCGAUUACAGAGCUUGCUGGAAACUGGAGAAAACGGCUUGGUAUUUGGAAAAAGCCGUCCAAGCGAGCACCUGUGGCAGUGGGUUCUGACUGCUCUGGAUAUGGGUCGGACCUCUUAGCCUUGAGACUGCUCGGUUUGCAGCAGAGGAUGAAGCUGCUGAUGGUUUGCGAGGCUAGCCCAGCCAAGAUGUCGUUGCACGCAGCGAUGUCUGAAGUCUGUAGCUUUGACACUUCUCAUUGCAGAUUUUUUGACGAUAUUUUUGAAUCAAACAACAUGACUGCACCGCGCCUGGACUUUUACAGCGCGGGUUAUCCAUGUCCAAGCUUUUCUCGCAUGGGUGCCAGACGGGGAACAAACGACAGACGAGGCCUCGUCACCUUGCAGGGGUUGCAUUACAUUGCAACCGCGCGACCACGAGCGCUGGUCUUAGAGCAAGUGUCUGCAAUUACAGACAAGACACACAAGCAUGUCUGGGACUUUUUGCAGAAGAUUUUGCGCAUGCUAGACUAUGAGUUUGUAUUUGAAGUCUUGAAUACAAAGAAUGGUGUGCCGCAGAGCCGCCCGAGACUCUACUUCAUGGCAGUCUGCCGGGAGUCGGUGCAGCAUGGCUUGGUGAUGCCACCUGCUCGUGAAGAUCCGCCGGAUCUCCACACAUUUUUGGAUGAAUCGGUGACAGGAAAUGAACGGCUCAUGUUGCUACACUACGAAGCCAAGAUAGGCCCUCAACUCUGGACCCAUGGGUUCAUUGUUGACGUCGAUGCGUCAGUGCGUUUUCAGCACGUUUUAUACAACUGCAGCCCGUGUUUGACGAAAACGCGAUUAUAA